Molecule: messenger RNA, 2477 nt
Organism: Diatraea saccharalis (sugarcane borer)
Lineage: Eukaryota; Metazoa; Arthropoda; Insecta; Lepidoptera; Crambidae
Source: the annotation of a GenBank genome assembly
AUGGUGGAUUCUUCGCCACUGAAAAGCGACGAGCAAUACCCUUUAUUGAAAGUGGAGACUGGCGGCGGGGGAGACAGCGGGCGUUCCCAACCAUCUGUGGUAACACCCGGGUGGCAUGUGGCAGGAUCUCCAAAAAGAUCAUGGCUGGAUCGUUGGCCAGAACUCAUAUCAGCAUUUUGGAUGUCCGGUAUGCUUUUAGGCAUAUUUUGCCUGAUGUUAUAUGGACUCGGACUUGGCGUUAUAAAACGGCAGCCCGUUUUGAUGCUGCAUUGCAAAACACCUAAGCCUGGAAGUGAUGUUUAUUAUCAUCAUAUCUUUCAGCAUGGCAGUCCUGUUCCAUUUAGUAAAUUUUCCGAAUAUUUAUCUUACAUGGCAUCAUUGUAUUCCUCAUUACACUUCAAUGUUAUUUUUUUGAUGGACGACACAUAUCCAAGUGAUUAUCGUGGUAGACAUUCAAGAUUUCUUAAUAAAUUUAUGCCAAAUCAUUUUAAAAUAGGAGAACACAUUGACGAGAACAACCAAAAAGAAUUCAAAGAUUUUCAUACAAGACACCAAAAUGUCAACAUAACAGUAACCACUUUGAGUAAAUAUAUGGCCAUGACACCUUUAAAAUACAAAUGGAGAGCUAUCCCAAUAGGGUAUUUAACUUUUUAUGCAAGAGCUUUCUCCGUAUGGCGUAGUGGAGGAAUUGGAAUAGAUUUGGAGACAUUUAGUAGCCAAUUUAAUCGUCGUCAACUUCCAGACAGAAGAAUCAGUGAAAUCUUUAAACAACACAACAACGGCAUCAAACCAGAUGAGUACACAAAUAGUCUAAAUAACAUUGACCGUGAAGAACAAAACGAAUUCGCUUCUCUAUUUUAUGGUAUAAUUCACCAGAUAUUAAACGAAACUCGAGCACUAUUAAACCGUACUCUACAUUAUUCUGAAGCCUCUAUAGAAAAAGAUCAGACAUUUGUGGAACCAUUGGUUCGUACUCAUAGAAAUAAACGUGAACUAAACAGAAGUGAAUCUCAGUCUGAUAACAAUGCCAUUAAAAAUAAUUUUACUACUGAAAUAGCAAAAGUAGUGAAUACAACUAACCCGAUUCUAAUAAAUGUUACGUUCGGAAACAUUCGUGUAACAGCUAAUAAUUCUAACAUAUCCAGUGCAAUUGAAUCCGUUGUUCCCAUAACAAAGCAGAUUGAUGGAAAUGGGAAUCAGAAAACAUCGCGAAAUAAUUUUAAAUAUAUUCGCAAAAAUAUGUCUGAAUCUCCACAAAUACUAUUCUUGUAUGAUUUUUCACUUUUUUCUGAUAGUAAUUUGGGACCUUCAUAUCUUCUGCCAGAACCAAUGAUACAAGCUAAUUUUCCAGUGACGCUUAAUUUUACAGAACACGAGUCUACUCCUGAUAAUAAUUCGAAACUAUCGCCAUAUAUCCUAUCAAUAAACAUAGAAGGCACUUUUGUUGCUGCUUCGUUGAAACAACAUCCUUUCUUAGGGCAUAUUAUCUCGGCAAGAUGCCAGAGAAUGCCACCAAGAUUUGUCAUACAAGACGCCAUGACUUCACAAUGUUCAAAUAUGCUUAGGGAUGAUUUCUAUUGUAGCAACAUUUACUUACUUUAUUAACUUACUUUGUAUUUUAGUGUAUUCAAUGUUUAUCUUCAUAUAUGUGCUUAGGAUAAAAUUUAAAUUUUACGUUAUAAAAUAAUAUAUUAUGUUUUUUAUAGUUUGUUUGUUUUUCUUAGAGCUAACUAAUCCCUUAGCUUUCCUAUUCUCUCUUAAUGAAAACAGGAAAUAUGUUAAACUGCUAUAAUAAACAUGUUAACUAUUUGUAUCAUAACUACAGAUGGGAAAUAUAUAAAAAAUGCUCGUGUGGGUUGCUGAGCCACUUCAGGUUUUUAAAGGAAAUAUGAACCAUUUUAACUUCUCAUAAAAUUUAUUUUAUUAAAGUUUUAUAUGUUAAAAUUGUUAAUAUUUUUCUAAUAUAUAACAGAAACCUGUAUUUUUGCAAGACACAACUCUGAUCAACCUACAAAAUUAUUUGGUUUCCAUGGAUUUCCUACAAAUAAGAGGUUCAUUUCUUAUCAAAAUCUGGAUAGUCUCUUAACCUGCAAUUGGAAAAUAUUACGCUUCCUGUGACGUCACUUAGUGUAUCAUAACUACAGAUGGGAAAUAUAUAAAAAAUGCUCGUGUGGGUUGCUGAGCCACUUCAGGUUUUUAAAGGAAAUACGAACCAUUUUAACUUCUCAUAAAAUUUAUUUUAUUAAAGUUUUAUAUGUUAAAAUUAUAGAUUGUUAAUAUUUUUCUAAUAUAUAACAGAAACCUCUAUUUUUGUAAGACACAACUCUAAUCAACCUACAAAAUUAUUUGGUUUCCAUGGAUUUCCUACAAAUAAGAGGUACAUUUCUUAUCAAAAUCUGGAUAGGCUCCUAACCUGCAAUUGGAAAAUAUUACGCGUCCUGUGACUUCACUUAGUGGCUAAUUUGUAAGGAGCGUUU